This is a messenger RNA of Daucus carota subsp. sativus, 697 nucleotides long. RefSeq lists its product as uncharacterized. Lineage: Eukaryota; Viridiplantae; Streptophyta; Magnoliopsida; Apiales; Apiaceae. The record is from RefSeq and is a predicted model, not a curated record. Bases 56 to 526 code for a protein of 156 amino acids. The transcript is spliced from 4 exons.
GUACAAGUUUUACAUAUAUCGUCGAUAGACAGGAAGAGAGAAAGUGUAGGUUGCAAUGGGAGUAGUCUUCAUUACAAAGAUAGAGAAAGCAAAACAAUGGUGGAGAUUGAGGCUGUCUUUCAAGAAUGCUACUUUCUUUGUCUGUUUCUUGAAUAUUCUCACCGCCUUGCUCUUACUUCAGCCCUUUCUCUUUGCUUCCUCCCCUCGCAAAUCCCCUUCUCAUCCAUCCAUUGCAGAGCAGAUCAAUUACAUUAAAGAAUCUGAAGAGAUACGCCGUGCCAUGGAACCUGUGGAACUGAUAAAAAGAGUCAGGGAAAUUGAGAGAGAGGUAUAUGUAGAAACAGAGCCAAUUCAACAAAAAGAUACAAAGCAGGCUGUUGCAGUCAAUCUAAUAUCAAGGCUAAAUGAUUUCCAUGUCAACUCGGAUGCUGCCAGCAUGAAAGCUCUCGAGGAAUGGCGAAUGCGAAAGAUGGAACGGGCAAAACAACGAGGCCUUGGAAAAAAUGCCACUAUCACUGUGCAAUAAUAACUUGAUUGUCUCAUUGUACUUGCUGAUUCUAAAGAAUAUGACAAUAGUUGAACCAAUGAAUAGAUCGACAUAUUACAUUCUGAGAUUGUGAUAUUGUAGAAUUAUAAGUGUUCUUAUGAUGUAUAUCCUACUUUCAAUAGUUUAAAAAAGUAUAUAGUUUUGAGUUCA